AUGGCGGAGACUCAGCAGCAACCCCAGCCGCCGGCUACCCAAGCUCCCCAGCAGCCCCAGAAAGUGACAGACAUCAUUCGAGCAUUUCGCCCAGCCAAGUCUUUCAAAACCUCCAAGCAAGAGACCCCCAAUUAUGUGACUUCUUUGGACUUCGAUGACCAGGGCGACUACCUUGUCGCAGCUGGCGAUGAUGAGACUAUCCAGGUCUUUGAUAUUAAGGAAGGGAAGUCAACAAAGUCGGUCCCCAGCAAGAAAUAUGGUGUGCAUCUGGCGAGAUUUACCCACCACUCCCGUCAAGUCCUUCAUGCCAGUACCAAGGUGGACCAUUCGCUAAGGUUACUCGAUCUUCACAACGAGGGGUAUGUGCGCUACUUCUCCGGUCACACCGAUAAAGUGACUUGCCUGGCUCUGUCUCCGGGCAGCGACUCGUUCAUUUCUUGCUCCAAGGAUGAUACCGUCACCCUCUGGGACGUUGGUUCCAGGAAUCCGCAAGGAAAAUUGAAACUGGCAACGCCCUACUUAGUUGCAUUCGACCCGUCGGCCACCGUGAUCGCCAUUGCAUCUCAGUCUACAUCCUCAGUGCUCCUUUAUGAUUUCCGUAACUACGACAAACCUCCAUUUUCCACCUUUGACCUUGCACCCUUCGAGGAAACCUACACACCGUCGACGCGGGGUCGAGCUUGGACUCGGUUGGAAUUUUCCAAUGAUGGAAAAUACCUGAUGGUCGGUACCGACUACCACGGACACUAUAUUUUGGAUGCCUUUGAAGGCACCAUCAAGGCAUUCCUGACUGGCAAGAACGGGUCGCCAGGCCGCGCUGCCCCGGUAUCGUCCUCUGCAAAGCCUCUCGGACAAGGCGAUUCGUGUUUCUCCCCCGAUGGGCGAUAUGUCAUCGGGGGUGCUGGAGACUCCCAAGAUAUGCUCGUGUGGGACCUACAGCAAGAGCGCGAGACAAAUGCCACCUUGCAGCCCAUGGUCCGACUCCCCCAUCGUGGUCGAACUGCCUUGGUGGAGUACAACCCACGUUACAAUAUGCUCGCCAGUGCGGACAAAGACAUUGUGUUCUGGCAGCCUGACGAAGCCUCGAAAUAA
This is a messenger RNA of Penicillium alfredii, 1092 nucleotides long. RefSeq names its product WD-repeat containing protein SWD2. The transcript is spliced from 3 exons. Lineage: Eukaryota; Fungi; Ascomycota; Eurotiomycetes; Eurotiales; Aspergillaceae. The record is from RefSeq and is a predicted model, not a curated record. Bases 1 to 1092 code for a protein of 363 amino acids. Gene Ontology annotation, cellular component: Set1C/COMPASS complex. Gene Ontology annotation, molecular function: chromatin binding; protein binding.